AUGAACAUGUAUGUCCCAAACUUAAACUUUGCCUUCUGCAUCCAACUUUUCCUAUGUCUCUAUUCAAGCCUUUGGUGGGGCUUGUUCUACCUCCUGGUGUAGAAAUCCAAAAAGUCUUGCAAAUUCAAGUUCUAUCAGAGACACAGGACGCCAGCACCUUCUCAGAUACUCUCCCUGCCAGCCUUACAGAGAAAGCUGCAGAGUAGCCAUUCCCCAUCAGAGAAAGGCCGUCACAUUUACCCCUCCCCAGAUGUCUCCCACAAGAGGCUGCGCUCCAAAAGGACCCGGCCUUCAGAUCCACAGGAGUGGGACCUCUUCCCAGACCUGGCUCGCAAAAGCCCAGAGACAAGAGAGGGACCUGAAUUCUCCUUUGAGUUGCUGCCCAUGGCACGGACUAUUCAGGUGACCAUUUCACCAGGCCCAACGGCCAGUGUGCGUCUUUGUCACCAGUGGGCACUGGAAUGUGAAGAGCUGAGCAGUCCUUUUGAUGCCCAGGCAGUUGUGUCUGGGGGCCGGACUGCAGACCUGCCCUAUGAAUUCCUUCUGCCCUGCCUGUGCAUGAGAGUCCCCUCAGCCCGGGCAGCUUGUACCACAGCCUCCUACCUGCAGGAGGACUCCGUGAGGCCAAAAAAGUGCCCCUUCUGGAGCUGGCCUGAAGCCUGUAUUGCCUUACCCCUCCCCCCCUGGAAUGUGAGCGUGGGCAUCCGGGCCCAGCAGCCGCUUCUCCACUUCUCCUUGAGGAUGCGUGCCACCUUCAGUGCCACCUGGAGCCACCCAGGCUCAGAGCUGGACGCCACGGUGGCCCCUGUGUACAGUGUCAGCCAGACUCAGGGCUCAGGCCCAGUGGCACUAGACCUCAAUCCUUUCCUGAGACCAGGGGCUGUGUGCUGGGCAGAGAGGAAGAUCCGUGGCCAGCUAAGCGACAGGGCCCUCCUCACACCACCGGCCAGGCGUCAGCAAGGGGCAUUUGUCUGCCUGCGCCAGAUGGGGCCCCCACCUCUGUACCACACUUGA
Dipodomys ordii (Ord's kangaroo rat) is the source of this 1014-nucleotide messenger RNA. It is a transcript of the gene Il17re, whose product is annotated as interleukin 17 receptor E. The record is from RefSeq and is a predicted model, not a curated record. Lineage: Eukaryota; Metazoa; Chordata; Mammalia; Rodentia; Heteromyidae. Gene Ontology annotation, molecular function: interleukin-17 receptor activity.